AUGGCCUCAGUGUGGAGGCCGGUGAUGGGGAUGCGAGUCAUUCCGCUGGAGGACAAUUUAUUUGCCUUCCAAUUCCCUCACUUGAAGGAUUUGCAAAGAGUUUUGGAUGAACGCCCGUGGUCAUUCGAGAACCAAACUUUGGUGUGCAAGCAAGUCCCCGCUGGCGAGGCCGGAGGAGAUAGUGCUAGAUUCAGUGGCUUUUGGGUUCAAAUCCACGAGUUGCCGACUGUGUAUGCAACGUCAGAGUUCGUUGAGCAGGUGGGGAGAUAUGUGGGCACCUACCCAAACAUUUUCGGGGGCGCAUGGCGAAGCUAUUUUAGAGUCAGGAUUGCACUGAAUAUUGGAGAGCCGCUAAAGCGGAAUAUGAAGCUACAGCACCGCAAUGGGACCUUUCAAUGGAUCACGUUCAAAUACGAACGUCUGAACAUCUUUUGUUUAUGCUGUGGUUUGAUUGGGCAUUCGGAGAAAUUCUGUCACAAGGUGUAUGAGCAAGGACUGACGGCGAAGGACUUUCCUUAUGCAUUGCCCACUAUUGAUCCGGUUCUGGUUGAGGAAUUGCAACAGGUGAUUGGGGAGCAUAAACGCCGAUGA
This is a messenger RNA of Ipomoea nil (Japanese morning glory), 591 nucleotides long. RefSeq lists its product as uncharacterized. The transcript is spliced from 2 exons. The record is from RefSeq and is a predicted model, not a curated record. The coding region runs from base 1 to 591 and encodes 196 amino acids. Lineage: Eukaryota; Viridiplantae; Streptophyta; Magnoliopsida; Solanales; Convolvulaceae.